Salvelinus fontinalis (brook trout) is the source of this 1684-nucleotide messenger RNA. RefSeq names its product G-protein coupled estrogen receptor 1-like. Gene Ontology annotation, biological process: G protein-coupled receptor signaling pathway; cellular response to estradiol stimulus. Gene Ontology annotation, molecular function: nuclear estrogen receptor activity; G protein-coupled receptor activity. Bases 496 to 1509 code for a protein of 337 amino acids. Lineage: Eukaryota; Metazoa; Chordata; Actinopteri; Salmoniformes; Salmonidae. Gene Ontology annotation, cellular component: membrane. The transcript has a single exon. The record is from RefSeq and is a predicted model, not a curated record.
AUUUUCAUGCAUUUAUUUAUGGUAGUUCACACAUCCGCAAGGACAAAUCUUCUCAGAUAAAUAAUAAUAAAGUAAUUUGUUGUUGUUACUUAAACCAACUGAAGAAGGUCACUGAUACUACUGCACUUUGAGCUAGGAGCACAAGAAUUUCGUUACACCCGCAAUAACAUCUGAUAAAUUUAUGUGUAUGUGACCAAUAAAAUGUGAUUUAUUUAUCCCCUUCCUAGCACAGUGAGUGAGCCAUCAACCCUUCCACCUGAACCAAGAGAGUGCGUUUCUAAAAAGCACUUUGUGACUAUUUGUGUCCAAACGCCAACACACCUUUGAGUGAGAAACAAAGAGACUAUCAGCAGUGGUUAUUAUUGAUGUGGGAUUUUUACCUGGCAACAACUCCUUGAUACCCCAUUGUAAAUUACAACUUGGGGAUAGAAUUCAACUGCAGGCUCAAAAUGACAGAUUGUAACUUUUGACACAGACACCAGACCAGACAAUGACAUGGAGGUGCGCACGUACAUGGACUAUCCCGUUGCGAUUUAUAGCAACAUCACAGAGCAGUUGAAUGGCUCCUCAGCCCUCUCCUCUGGGCUGGCAGGAGAGGAACCUGACCCCCACCAGCAUUACACCAUCAGCGUCUUCCUCUCCUGCCUCUACACAAUCUUCCUUUUCCCCGUGGGCUUCAUCGGGAACGUCCUCAUCCUGACCGUCAACCUGAGCCACAAGGGACGCAUGACCGCCCCCGAUCUUUACUUUGUCAACCUGGCGGCUGCCGACCUGGUCCUGGUGGCUGACUCCCUGAUUGAGGUGUUCAACCUUAGUGAGCACUACUAUGACAUGGCUGCCCUGUGCACCUUCAUGGCCCUGUUCCUGCAGGUCAACAUGUACAGCAGCGUCUUCUUCCUGACCUGGAUGAGCUUCGACCGGUUUGUGGUGCUGGCGGGCUCAAUGGGUCUGGGCAGGAGCAUGCCCAGGGCCCGUCUGACCUGCUGCCUGAUCUGGGUGACCUCCGCCCUGCUCACCCUGCUGCCCUUCACCGUGGCCCAGGUGCAGCACACCGGGGAGCUCCACUUCUGCUUCGCGAACGUAUCCCAGAUCCAGUGGCUGGAGGUUACGCUGGGCUUCCUGCUGCCCUUCUGCGUGCUGGGCCUCUGCUACUGGAGGAUCGCCCUGGUUCUGGUGAGCGCUCAAAGGGAGCACAGUGGGCUGCAGCGGCGGCCACAGAAGAGGAAGGCUUUGAGGAUGAUUUCUGCGGCCGUGUUGGUGUUCUUUGCCUGUUGGUUACCGCAGAACAUGUUUGUCAGUGUGCACCUGCUGAGAGGCGAUGUGGAUGGAACGCUGUGGCAUGACUACCCUCUGACGGCCCACAUGGUCAACCUGGCUGCCUUCUCCAACAGCUGCCUCAACCCCCUGGUCUACAGCUUCCUGGGGGAGACCUUCCAGGACAAGCUAAGGAGCUUCAUCAAGGAAAACAUCAGCUGGGCCAAGUUAGACAGCUCCUGUUGGAGUAGCUAGCCCCUCUGGCCUACCCACUGCAAGCUCCUGCCCCAUACUUAAAAGUACCAGUCCCAUCACACAACCUCUCCAAAGCUCCUGCUGCCUCUACAAACCAGCCAUCCAUCCGUCAAAUCAAAACUCACCAACAUACGUGUGCCCUGGACAGCUACGUGGUGUGUCUGAUUUCAAUCAC